This is a messenger RNA of Sorex fumeus (smoky shrew), 1890 nucleotides long. RefSeq names its product carboxylesterase 5A (gene CES5A). Lineage: Eukaryota; Metazoa; Chordata; Mammalia; Eulipotyphla; Soricidae. Bases 1 to 1890 code for a protein of 629 amino acids. The record is from RefSeq and is a predicted model, not a curated record. The transcript is spliced from 16 exons.
AUGAGUGGGGAGAGUGUGUACUCAGGCCUGACCCUGCUUUGGGCUGCCUGGGUCUUUGCAGUUGCCACUGAGGGUGGAGGAGCUGACGCCCCACUGAGGAACUCCAGGCUGGGAUGGGUCCGGGGCAAACGGGUCAGCGUGCUGGGCUGCUCCGUGUCGGUGAACGUGUUCCUGGGGGUCCCCUUCGCCGCGCCCCCUGUGGGACGGCAACGAUUUGCGAAACCUAACCCUGCAUUGCCCUGGGAGGACGUCCGAGAUGCUACAACCUACCCUGCACUGUGCUACCAGAACACACAGUGGCUACACGCAGAUCGUCACCUAGUCAAGAUGCAGUACCCUGAGCUGGAGGUGUCCGAGGACUGCCUGUACCUCAACAUCUAUGCGCCCGAACAUGCGUGCUCUGGCUCCAAGCUCCCGGUCAUGGUGUGGAUCCCGGGCGGCUCCUUUGAGACAGGCUCAGCCUCCAUCUUUGAUGGCUCCGCCCUGGCUGCCUAUGAAGACGUGCUGGUCGUGACCACCCAGUACCGGCUGGGCAUCUUUGGCUUCUUCAACACAGGGGACCAGCAUGCUCCGGGGAACUGGGCCUUCCUAGACCAACUGGCAGCCCUCACCUGGGUCCAGGAGAACAUCCUGUUCUUUGGUGGGGACCCCAACUCCGUGACUGUCUUUGGCGAGUCUGCAGGAGCUAUUAGUGUUUCUAGCCUGAUCCUGUCCCCUCUAUCCAAGGGCUUAUUCCAUAAAGCCAUCAUGGAGAGCGGGGUGGCCAUCAUCCCUUACCUGAGGGCCUCGAAAAAGGAGAGGGAUGAAGAUCUGGCAGUGAUUGCGGAGAUAUGUGACUGCAAGGCGUCGGACUCCAAGGCUCUGCUCAAGUGUCUGAGGGCGAAAUCCUCUCAGGAGCUGCUGAGCCUCAAUAAGAAGGUCAAGUCUUUUGUUCGAGUGAUUGAUGGUUUCGUCAUUCCUCAUGAGCCUCUAGACCUCUUGUCUCAGAGUACAUACCAUCCAGUUCCUUCUAUCAUUGGAGUUAAUAACCACGAGUGUGGCUUCCUACUGCCCAUGAAAGAGUUUCCUGAAGUCUUCCAGGGUGUCAACAAGUCUUAUGCCUUGAAGUUGGUGCAAAUCAACCUGCGCACUUCCACCCAGUUUUUGCAGCUUGUGGCUCAAGAAUACUUCCAGAACAAGCAAUCUGAGCUGGAAACACGGGAUAUUCUCCUGGACUUGUUCGGAGAUGUGUUCUUCACGGUUCCUGGACUGGUCACAGCUCAGUAUCAUAGAGACUCCGGCACGCCAGUCUAUUUCUACGAAUUCCAGCACCGACCCCUCUGCUUUGCGGACUCGAAACCUGCCUUCGUGAAAGCUGACCACACGGAUGAAAUCCGCUUUGUCUUUGGAGGGCCCUUCCUGAAGAGUGACAUGGUCAUGUUUGAGGGAGCCACAGAGGAGGAAAAAACGCUCAGCAGGAAGAUGAUGAGAUACUGGGCCAACUUUGCCCGCAGUGGGGAUCCUAAUGGAAUAGGCCUACCUCGGUGGCCGGCCUUCAACGGCAGCAAAGAGUAUCUGCAGCUGGACCUGAACAUCAGUGUGGGCAGGAACCUGAAGGAGCGGCCGGUGGCCUUCUGGAGCAGAGCCUUCCCAGCCAUCCUGUCCGCCGGAGUCGUCCACGACCCGCUUUCUCCCCUACUUAAAGGACCCCUGUGCCUCACCAGCUGGGUGGCCCAGAGCUGGAAAGUCUGUCCGAGUCACGAUGAGACUGGAGGCCACCACCUGCAGGCCGCACCCAGUCCUGCCCGGGGCCCUGAGAGACUUUGGCUGUUGGCAGAACUGGGUGAUGUCACCAGCACCUUCAAUCCAGGGCUGAAGAGAGCACGCUACAGUUUUCCCAGCCAAGGGUGA